Molecule: messenger RNA, 3381 nt
Organism: Salmo salar (Atlantic salmon)
Lineage: Eukaryota; Metazoa; Chordata; Actinopteri; Salmoniformes; Salmonidae
Product: thyrotropin receptor
Biological process (GO): hormone-mediated signaling pathway; adenylate cyclase-activating G protein-coupled receptor signaling pathway; activation of adenylate cyclase activity
Cellular component (GO): plasma membrane
Molecular function (GO): G protein-coupled peptide receptor activity; thyroid-stimulating hormone receptor activity
Source: RefSeq, a predicted model, not a curated record
CUACGUGGUGUUUUGGGAAACGUGUGUGACGUCUACAGCCGUUAUUUUGUACAAUGCAUCGUCAUCGGGAAAUCUUGCCUGGAUGGUUCGUAUAAAUCUACAAAUCUCCUGUCCCCAGAUCCUACAAUCUGUCCAAUAUUAAAAUAUUAUUGGAACUGUAUAUCCCCAAUAAAUUACCUACAGUACCACGCACAGAAAAGUACAAAUAACUCACCCUCCCCAUACGGUGUGAUUCAGCCAUGUUCAACGCACGCAAGUUUCAUAUGAACGGAACGCCCCCAUACCGCAUCUCUAUCAAAUUUGACAUCGAUUUAACUUGGGAGUACAUGUCUUCAUGAGAUGCUAUACGGGCGAAUACAACUUUAAUAUACCUUGACAUUGGAAAUUAAACUUUAAUGUGCCGAAUAUGCGUUCAUAGGCUUCACGCAAUACCAAAUAAUGAGCGAGGAUAUCCAUUCAGUAAUAUAUCUGAAAAUGAAUCUGAUUAUUCGUAUGUUUAUACUUUUCAUCGCUUCACCGGUCGAUACAACUGAUAACAUCGACGUUUGCCCAACUUUUUGCGACUGCACCAAAUGGGACAUUACGAAAACAGUGUCAUGCUUCGAAAUUGACGUCCUACCUGCAUUCCAUCCCAGCACUAAAGAGUUGUGGCUUGUGGAGACAAGACUGACCUCCAUAUCUCAGGAUGCCUUCGCCAACUUGAUCAACAUCUCUCACAUUUACAUCUCAGAUGAUGAAAGUCUGACGAGUCUGGAGAGACAUUCCUUUCACAAGCUGCCCAAGGCUAUCCACAUAGAAAUAAGGAGUAUCAGGAGCCUGUCUUACAUUGACCCAGAGGCAUUCAAGGACCUCACAAACUUAAAGUACCUGGGUAUCUUCAACACUGGCCUGCCCUCCUUCCCUGCUCUGGGCCAGAUCCGUUCCAGCCAGGACGACUUCAUCUUGGAAAUUGUGGAUAACCUCUUCAUCAGAGAAAUUCCUGCCAACUCAUUCAAUGGGAUCUCAGAGAAUGAAAUCACCCUGAUGCUGAACAGCAACGGUCUGACGGACAUCCAACCCUACGCCUUCAAUGGAACCAGACUGGAGGAAGUGUACCUCUAUAGGAAUGUGGAUCUGGUGCGGUUGGACGAGAGGACAUUUUCUGGCGUGAUCAGCGGGCCAACUCUUCUAGACGUUUCCGAAUCGAGAGUGAACUCCUUACCCACAAUGGGUCUGGAGGCUGUUCAGAAACUGAAAGCUAAAAACACUUGGGCCCUCAAGAAACUACCCCCCCUGAGGGCCUUCCAGCAUCUGCAGAGUGCUGAGCUCACCUACCCCAGUCACUGCUGUGGACUGAGCAAAGUGAAGAGGAGGAGAGGACACGUGGAGUCCGUCAUUUGCAACCUGACCAGAUCUACAAGACGACAGCGAUCAACUAGGCCCUCUGGAUCCCCCUCUGAGGCCUACGAGGGGCAGCACCCCCAGCACCCUCAUCCCACCUGCAGCAACCCCUCCCCCCGAGACCCCCAGCACCUCCAUCCCACCAGAAGCAGCCCCUCCCACCGAGACCCCCAGCACCUCCAUCCCACCAGAAGCAGCCCCUCCCCCCGAGACCCCCAGCACCAUCAUUCCACCAGAAUCAGCCCCUCCCAUCGAGACCCCCAGCACCUUCAUCCCACCAGCAGCAACCUCUCCCCCCGAGACCCCCAGCACCAUCAUCCCACCAGCAGCAGCCCCUUCCCCUACGACUACCAAUACUACUACGAUAACUACAGCUGUCCCCCCUCCGGUGAGUGCUUCUACAUAGUAUUCCCUACGGAGGGCCCAGACGAAGGCUUUGACUACACCCUGUGCGAUGACGACAGAGAAGACCAGGGUGUCCCCUGCACCCCUCUGCCCGAUGCCUUCAACCCCUGUGAGGACGUGAUGAGCCUGGGCUUCCUGCGGGUGUCUGUUUGGCUGGUUAGUUUGCUUGCCGUUCUGGCUAACCUCUUGGUCCUGUUCAUCCUGCUGACCAGCCACUACAAACUGACCAUCACCCGCUUCCUCCUGUGCAACCUGGCCAUGGCAGAUCUCUUCAUGGGCGUGUACCUCUUGCUCAUCGCGUCUGUGGACCUCUACACGCGCUCCCAGUACCACCACUAUGCCAUCGACUGGCAGACUGGUGCCGGAUGCCAACUGGCUGGGGUGUUCACAGUGUUCGCCAGCGAGCUGUCGGUCUACACGCUGACUGCCAUUACUCUCCAGCGCUGGCACGCCAUCACCUUCGCCAUGAGGCCCGAGAGGAAAGUGCGACUACGCCACAUAGUGGUGCUAAUGCUAGCCGGAUGGCUGAUGUGCCUGGUGUUAGCUGUGCUACCGCUAGCUGGUGUUAGCAGCUACCAGAGGGUUAGCAUUUGCUUGCCCAUGGACACAGACUCAACCGCGGCCAUGGUCUACGUUGUCACCCUGCUAAUGCUGAACGUGCUCGCAUUCUUGUUGGUGAGCGUGUGCUACGUACACAUCUACUGCAUGGUGCACAACCCACAGCACCCGUCGAGCCGAGGGGACGCCAGCAUGGCCAAACGCAUGGCCGUGCUUAUCUUCACCAAUUUCCUGUGUCUGGCACCCAUUUCCUUCUAUGGCCUGUCUGCUGCGCUGCACCACCCACUCAUCACCGUCACCGACUCCAAGGUGCUGCUGGUGCUAUUUUACCCAUUGAACUCAUGUGCCAACCCCUUCCUGUACGGUAUCCUGACGCGAGCCUUCCACGGGGACGUCUUGAUUCUGCUGAGCCGCUUGGGGCUGUGUCAACGUCAGGCCCAGCUCUUCUGAGGAGCGCAGUCCAACGUGGGCAGCCCCACAGGGGGCAAGAGGCGCCAAGGGGUCCCCCGUCUUGGAGCCCACAUACUCCAGAUCCUGGAGCUCCACAAGAGGCAGAAACCGUCAAGACACCAAGGAGCAGGUCAUCGAACUGGAGGGUCCCAACAUGAUGCCAAGCACCAGGGAGGAAUACAACCACAGCUGAGAGGCUGGAUUUUGUUGGUUUUCCAGUUGAACGGUGGUUCCCGUACCUGUCAGACAGACAAAACCAUGUUUCAGGUCCCAAUUAAGGGCUGGAUUCAAUCCAUAUUGCGGAAGUAUCACGGACGGUCUGCAUUCAAAUGUAAAGGUAAUUUUUGUAUGAGCCGACAUAUGCAGCAUUUAUAGUGAAUGCGGUCUCUGUGAACGCGGGUACAUUGCCUUUAAAUUUUAAUGUGUAUCUUUCGCGAUACUUCCACAAUAUGGAUUGAAUUGAGCCCUUAGUCUUUAUCCGUGAUCUAAGCUUGAAUGGUCAUGAUGACCAACCAGGAAUUGUAAAUUGAGGAAUUGGACAUGGAAUGGAAAUGCCCCUUUAAUUUAAAUAUUGUGUAUGUUUUUAAA